Molecule: messenger RNA, 1229 nt
Organism: Rhodofomes roseus
Lineage: Eukaryota; Fungi; Basidiomycota; Agaricomycetes; Polyporales; Fomitopsidaceae
Exons: 5
Coding region: 1-1041 (346 amino acids)
Molecular function (GO): protein binding
Source: RefSeq, a predicted model, not a curated record
AUGUUCACGAUGUGGCCGCAAGAAGUGCGGGGCGAUCUGCGAGCAGGCAUCAAGGCGAAGAACCAAGGCGACUUCAUCCUAAGCGAGAGAUACCUCCGCCGAGCAUACGACACGGCCCUCGGUCUCCCGUUCGAAACCUUCUCGCCCUCCGCCCACCUCAAGCUCUCCGGGAUCGCCAUCGCGCUCGCCUCCACACUCGAGGCCGCCGAGCGGCCGGAGCCCGCUUACGAAGUGUACUCCGACGCGCUCUCGCGGCUGCGCGCGGCCAACGCGGCUGCACCGCUGAGCGGGCCCGAGCGCAUGCGCGCCGUCGCGCUCGCGUCGAAGCUCGGCGAGAUGGCGGAGACGUACCAGCUGCCCGUCGCGGAGGAGGAGCGCUGGCUGACGUACGCCGUCGAGGAGCUCCUCCGCGUCGUCCGCGACGAGGCUGGGAAGGGAAAGAUCGUCGUCGAGGGCGAGAAGCAGGAGCGGGAUGUUAUGCCGAUUAUGCUGGUAGAGCUCGAGCUGCCGCCGUGGGUGACCAAGACGGAUGUGGGUGCGCCGUUGGAGGCCCUUGGACGGUUCUAUGCGAGGGAGGGGAAUGUCGAGUGCGUGCAGUCGGCUAUAAGCUUGCUCGUCCCGCCGCCCUCAAGUAAGAAGACGGCGACGGCUGAGGAACGAUGCAGAGGCGCACAGCUCAUGAACAAUAUCUCGGAACUGAGCAUCCGGGGCAAGCAGACGGAUGAGAAGCGGGCGCAAGCUAUCGCAUGGGCGCAGCAAGGGCUCGCGACCAUCGAGCGCACAAAAGAAUCCGGAGGCAGCCCUGAAGACCUCUGGCUUUGCGAACAGACGCUUGCGGCAGUGCUGUUCAACCUCGGAUCGCUUCAUGAGAUGGGUGGCGACGUCGAUCAGUCCAGACAACUGUUCAAGCAGAGUCUUGACCAGGCACGGAGCAUCAAAAUGCGCGAGGGCGUCAUGGAAGCACAGGCAGCACUCCGACGACUCGACCGCACCUCAAGCCGCGUCACCCCCGCCAACUCAUUAUCGACGGAGAAUAGUUGAGCAUAGAGAGAACUAAUCGGAUUAUAAUAGCUUAAUCGUCCCAGAGAGAAGAAUGCCUAGCCAAUAGAUACAGCAACCCCCGCAUCAUCGACACUACUCAGCAUGAAGCCUAAUCGUCCUCGGGGACAUCCUCGACCCGUGCGGUUCGGCUUGCUGGGCGCGAGGAGCCCGAGUCGCCGACCUCCUCG